AUGGCUUCCAACAACAACAACAACAUUAAAAUCCAUGAAACCUUAAAAGUUGUUCCUCCAUCAUUAUCAACCCAAACAACAACAACAACAACGAUUCCUCUCACGUUUCUAGACAUAUGUUGGCUAAGGUUUCACCCAGUAGAAAGACUUUUCUUCUACACCCUCCCUUCUUCCCAAUCAUCCCCCUCUUUCUUCUUUCAAAUAAUUGUUCCAAAUCUCAAAUCUUCACUCUCUUUAACCCUCCAACAUUUUCUCCCUCUAGCUGGUAAAAUCAUUUGGCCUUUAGAUUCUUCUAAACCGUUCAUCCAUUUCAAUCCCAAUGAUGAUGAUCAUGGAGUUUCCUUACUCAUUGCAGAAUCUGAUUUGGAUUUCAAUCAUCUCAUUCAAAAUUCACCAAAAGAAGUUUCUUUGUCUCGCUCUUUUAUACCGGUUUUGGAAUCAACCGAUCUCUUUGCUUCAAUAGUUUCCAUUCAAAUAACCCUUUUUCCAAAACAAGGUUUUUCCAUUGGAAUAAGCACACACCAUGCUGUUCUAGAUGGAAAAUCUUCAACCAUGUUCAUUAAAGCUUGGGCUUAUCUAUGCAAAAAUAUCAUCGAAACCGAAGAAUCCCCGAUUUUAUUACCAGAGUUAGAACCUUUACUCGAUAGAGAAAUCAUUAAAGAUCGAGAUGGACUUAGUGAUACACUCACUAACAACUGGGUUAACGUUAUCUCUAAGAUGUUCCCAAAUGAAAAAGGAAACGAAAAAAGCUUGAAGAUUUUCCCUUUUGAACCAAAACUUGAAGACUAUGUUCGAGCUACGUUUGAGCUCAAGCGCGAAGAUUUGAAUAAGAUAAAGGAAUCCGUGUUAUCCAAAUGGGAGUUAUUCAAUACAAAAGAAUCAAAGCCGGAGAGCUUAUCAUCUUUUGUUCUAACUUGUGCUUAUUCACUCGUUUGUGUUGCAAAAGCGAUUCAAGAAAUUCAAAAUGAAAAAGAGAAGUUUGCUUUUUUGUUCACAAUAGAUUGUAGAGCAAGGUUAGAACCACCAAUACCAAAUAACUAUUUUGGUAACUGUGUUUUGGGACUUUUGGUUAAUACACAACCAUCGGAUUUCAUAGAUGAAGAUGGAGUGUUUUUGGUUGCAAACUGUAUUCAUGAGAAAAUAAAGAUGAUAAAUGAAAAUGAUGUUCUUGAAGGAGCUAAGGAUGAGCCUAAUAAAUUUAAAAGUAUGAUGAAUGAAGGAUAUGAAAUAAUUGGAGUGGCUGGGUCUAAUAGAUUUGAAGUUUAUGAAAGUGAUUUUGGUUGGGGAAGGCCGAAAAAAGUGGAGAUAGUGUCGAUUGAUAGAGGUUUGACAAUUGGUUUGGCAGAGAGCAAAGAUCGAAGAGGUGGAAUUGAAGUUGGAAUUGUUCUUGAUAAACAUGUAAUGGAUGUUUUUAGCACUUUGUUUCUUAAAGGAAUAAAUUUGUAA
Vicia faba (fava bean) is the source of this 1446-nucleotide messenger RNA. Lineage: Eukaryota; Viridiplantae; Streptophyta; Magnoliopsida; Fabales; Fabaceae. The record is from the annotation of a GenBank genome assembly.